AUGUCGACAUUCAAUGGACUCGUCACCGAGUUCCCCGACAUACGAAUUGACUUGUUUCGGAAACAUGCAGAUCGUCGCCCGCCUCUUGCGUGCUUCCUGAGCCAUAUCCACAGCGACCACUUGGCUGGGCUCGACACCCUUCGGUCUCCUUUCGUAUACUGCUCCGCAGCCACCCGGGAGAUGCUCCUCCGUCUCGAGCGCUAUCCCUGUCGUAUCAAUUACGCCAAAGGCAUCCUCGAGGCACGUGUGCAGACUUACAAGCAUCUGAAGAAUCUGCUGAAGCCGUUGCCCCUGGAAACCCCAACCACUUUAGAGCUGGCGCCCGGCAGUCACAUCCAGGUCACUCUGUUCGAUGCCAACCAUUGCCCCGGUGCUGUCAUGUUCCUCAUAGAGGACUCAUAUCACGCCAUACUCUACACGGGCGACAUCCGGAGCGAGCCUUGGUUCGUUAAUGCGAUUGCCAGAAGCCCGGCCGUCAUCGAGUACACCUCUGGCAUGAAGACGCUCGAUAAGAUCUACAUCGACACCUCCUUCAUCAAGGAUGUGCCAUUCCAGACCAAGGCUGAGGGCAUCGCAGAGUUGCUCCGCAAAGUAGCACUGUAUCCAGACGACACCAUCUUCCACAUCCAAGCAUGGACGUUUGGAUACGAACAGGUCUGGGUAGCGAUAGCCAAGGCUCUCAAGUCCCGAAUCCACGUCGACGACUACAAGAUGCGCAUGUUCUCGCCGCUCACCGGCAGGACAUCCCACGACCGCUUUAGCUCGUCCAUCCAUCUGUGUCCAGAAGCUCCUGCUCUAGCCGGCUACGUGUGUGGAAAUACGCCCCAUCCCGGAUGCCUCACCCGAGAUGAAAACGCUCGACUUCACAGCUGCGAGAGGGGAAACUUCUGCACCGUUGUCAAAAGUUCCAAAGUGGUGUCUAUUCAGCCUGUUGUUGCACACCUUCGAGGUGGUAUCGAUAUUGCCGAAGUCGGCGUUGGCGGCGGCGGGGAUGACCUUGAACGUGACGCCGAGCUCGACCCUCUGUCAACAGAAGACAUUGAGGCAGUGUCGAAGCUCAUUGACGUUGCGGAUAUAUCCGCUGACGCAAAGCUUCGUCUCUUGGAGUUUCUCGAGACCGGCGCCAAAGCUGGGCGGAGCCUUUCCCUUGACCUUGACAUUACGUCCUUUGGAGAGAAGAAUGAAGCGGCCAUCACAGAUGCAUUUCAAGCAGUUGGUCGGAGGAAAUACCUCGAACACCAAACCACACAAACUCUUGAACAAACGACGGACGGUCCAAGUGGAGAUUUGCCGAGAAUCAUCACAUUCCCUUACUCUCGACACUCGUCCUACCGCGAGCUAUGCGACCUGGUUCAGAUAUUUCGUCCAAAAGAUGUAUGGCCUUGCACAGUAAACCCUGCCGACUGGCUCAGGAACAACACUAGCAUACGGUCCCUCUUUGGCGAUUUCUGCUCCGGCAAUGUCUUUGAUCACGACAUAGAGAUGGGAAAACUCGCCGAGAGUUUGAGGAUCCUCCAGCAACCGCUGUCCGAAAGCCUUGAAGGCAGUCAAUUGCCAGCGAGUGAGGCUCACAUCCCGACGUUACAUUCCUCGCACAGUCACCAAACCAAUACAUCCGAAUCUUCCAUCGUUGAGGUCGGAGAGACGUUUCCUCAAGGGUUCGAUGGCAACCCCGAGUCCAUCGAGACACGGACCCGCACAUGGGAGCAACACAGCUUCUCCUAUCAGAGUGAGGAACCCCAGGACGUCCAAGAGUCUCCGAUUUCGCACAUUUCACCAGCAUCACUCAAAUCGUCUGUCGAUAUGUCUCAAAUUCGGGCAGAUGCAUAUUUCGCCAUGGAGCAAAAUCUCCUCGGCGGGGAAUGGACUCCAAUUGGGCUCCUCUCCACGAUUGAUCACCAUACUUUCCCUGAAAAGGAUCUUGGACUCGCUUGA
Messenger RNA from Colletotrichum orchidophilum, 1935 nucleotides. Its product is annotated as artemis protein. Gene Ontology annotation, biological process: protection from non-homologous end joining at telomere; interstrand cross-link repair; double-strand break repair via nonhomologous end joining. Gene Ontology annotation, molecular function: 5'-3' DNA exonuclease activity; damaged DNA binding. Lineage: Eukaryota; Fungi; Ascomycota; Sordariomycetes; Glomerellales; Glomerellaceae. Bases 1 to 1935 code for a protein of 644 amino acids. The transcript is spliced from 2 exons. The record is from RefSeq and is a predicted model, not a curated record.